Bathycoccus prasinos is the source of this 693-nucleotide messenger RNA. Its product is annotated as molybdenum cofactor synthesis protein 2 large subunit. NCBI's taxonomy places the organism in Eukaryota, Viridiplantae, Chlorophyta, Mamiellophyceae, Mamiellales, Bathycoccaceae. The transcript has a single exon. Gene Ontology annotation, cellular component: cytosol. Gene Ontology annotation, molecular function: molybdopterin synthase activity. Gene Ontology annotation, biological process: Mo-molybdopterin cofactor biosynthetic process. The record is from RefSeq and is a predicted model, not a curated record. Bases 1 to 693 code for a protein of 230 amino acids.
AUGAGAGAAGAAGAAGGAGAAGGAGAAGGAGAAGGUGGAAAUUGGGAAGUUGAAAUCGUCGGCACGCCUUUAGAUUUGAACGAGUGCGUGCAAAUUGUAUCGGACGAUCGCGCCGGGGCGAUAUCCAGUUUUGUCGGCGUCACCCGAAACACGUUCGAUGGAAAAAGCGUCUCAAAAUUGGAAUACGAAUGUUACACCCCUAUGGCUUUGAAGAAACUCAACGAGUUGUGUGCGAUGGCGUUCAGAAAAUGGAACGGCGAUGAUCGGUGCGAUAAGAGUAACACCAGAGAUAGUCACGAUAGCGAAAACGUCAAGAUUGUGAGGAGAGCGUCGAGUUGCGAGGUUGAGGAUAAAAACGAGACAGUUAGGGGAAUGGGAGGGGUUGGCGAAAAGAACAACGACAAAACGAGCACGAGUAGUAAAAAACAAACCGACGAAGGACUCUUGAAAAUAGUAAUCAAACAUCGGACUGGAACGGUACUUGUUGGCGAACCGAGCGUUAUAAUUGCGGUUUCAUCAGCGCAUCGCGAGGCUUCCUUGGACGCAGUUAAAUGGUUGAUUGAUGAACUGAAAGCGACGGUGCCGAUUUGGAAAAAGGAGUUUUUCGAGGAUGGCGAAGUGUGGAAAGAAAAUAGCGAGCAACGUUUGAAACCUUCUAAAAACAGAGGGUAUGCCAAAGCAUACACCAAUUGA